AUGUCGUUGGAGCAAUCAUGCAGAAAGAAGACGAAAGAGACGUCUCUGUCUCCGUCGUGUGGUUUAUCGUGUUUGCCAGAUGAGAUGGCUCUAGACUGCUUUGCCCGCGUGUCAAGAAUAGACCACGCAUCCUUAUCUACGGUCUCAAAGAUCUACCGUUCACUGGUGGUUUCCGCUGAGUUCUACGAGACGCGAUCUAGAAUGGGUUGCAAGGAGGAGUGCGUGUAUGUAUACCUAGACACUCCUAGUCAUCCAAACCCGCGGUGGUUCAUCCUCCGGCAGGGAAAAGGAGAGUCUUUUGCGGAUAAUCGGCUGAUCCAGCUCCCUUCGUUCCCAACUCCAGAAGCAGCCUCCUUUGUUUCCCUAGGUUGGGGGAAUUGGUGGAAUGGUAGACUAUGA
Molecule: messenger RNA, 399 nt
Organism: Arabis nemorensis
Lineage: Eukaryota; Viridiplantae; Streptophyta; Magnoliopsida; Brassicales; Brassicaceae
Source: the annotation of a GenBank genome assembly